UGCUUAUUUCAUAAAGGUACUUUCUGUCUCAUCUGUUCGAUGAAAUUUCACAGUAAUAGCUACAAUCUACAUGCAUCUAAUAUUUUUUUUCAAUUAAUCGAUGGUGAAUUGAUUCACGAACCUAACAAUUUUCUUUAUUUUUCAUCCUUCUGGUUCUUAUAAUAAUUAUGUCUGGUGGUCACAAGCACCGUUAUAAGAACGCAGGCUUGAGUGCUGAUGAACUGCGUCGCCGUCGAGAAGAAGAAGGUGUGCAGCUUCGGAAACAGAAACGAGAACAGCAGCUAUUCAAGAGAAGAAAUGUUAAUCUUCCUGCACCAAAUGCACCCGACAACUUAUUGCAGGAUGAUAUCAAUAUAUCAGCAUCUGAGGACAUCACUCCAGCCAUGGUUGCUGCCUUAUAUAGCGACAAUCCCCAAGAACAAGUUGCCGCAACUCAGAAGUUUAGAAAACUAUUGAGUCAAGAACCAAAUCCUCCAAUAGAUGAAGUGAUUCGGACUGGCAUAGUUCCUAAAUUUGUGGAAUUUCUAACUACCAUUAAUCCAGCACUACAGUUCGAGGCAGCAUGGGCACUUACAAACAUAGCAUCAGGUUCAUCGGAACAGACCCGUGUCGUAGUGGAGUGUGGUGCAGUGCCUGUGCUUGUGAGCUUGGUUGGUGGUGGCGCAAGUGACGAUGUCCGUGAACAGGCGGUGUGGGCUCUCGGUAACGUUGCUGGGGAUUCGCCGCGUUGUCGGGACACUGUGCUUGCUGCUGGAAUCUUACCACCAUUGUUAGAAAUAUUAAAUAAGUAUACCAGGUUAUCUAUGACGAAGAAUGCAGUUUGGACUCUAUCAAAUUUGUGUAGAGGCAAAAAUCCGCCCACGAACUUUGAAGCUGUUGCUCCAGGAAUUCCAGUGUUGGCGCGAUUGCUACAUCAUACCGACGCAGAUGUAUUAAGCGACGCAUGCUGGGCUCUCUCUUAUCUGUCAGACGGACCAAACGAAAAGAUACAAGCAGUGAUAGAUGCUGGAGUUUGCAGGCGACUUGUGGAACUAUUGAUGCACAACAAAUCGACUGUUGUAUCGGCGGCAUUGAGAGCUGUCGGUAACAUUGUGACCGGCAAUGACGCGCAAACACAAGCAGUCCUUAACUGUAAUCCCCUACCCAAUUUGCACGCGCUGUUACGGUCUAGCACAGAAGCGCUUCGUAAAGAAUCGUGCUGGACACUUUCAAACAUAACAGCUGGCAAUGCUGCGCAAAUUCAGGAAGUAAUAGAUGCCAACAUUUUCCCUGCGCUGAUUGAAAUUUUGGGACAAGCUGAAUUUAAAACAAGGAAAGAAGCAGCCUGGGCUAUUACUAAUGCCACUAGUGGAGGCAGCCAUGACCAAAUUAGAUAUUUAGUUGAGCAAGGUUGUAUACCACCUUUAUGCGAAUUAUUAACAUUAACGGACGCCAAGACCGUUCAAGUGGCUCUAAAUGGAUUAGACAAUAUUUUAAAGGCAGGACAACAAGCUGACCAACGAGACAAUCCUUAUGCCGUCCUCAUUGAAGAGUGCUUUGGUUUGGAUAAGAUAGAAUUUCUCCAGUCACAUGAAAACCUUGACAUUUAUCAAAAAUCUUUCGAGAUUAUUGAGAACUAUUUUGGAUCUGAAGAAGAGGAUGGCAGAACUGCACCUGCGGUGUCGUCUACUACGGACCAAUAUCAAUUCAGUACCGAUCAGUCGGUUCCUAUGGGUGGCUUCCAAUUCUAACCUAGGCUUAUAAUUAUACUUUAUAUUGAUGCUGACCGUGCAAUAUCUAUGUGUAUACAGAAGUGGGUAGUAUCUACAACUUCGUUGAAUUAACUGUUUUCAGAUCAAACUAUCUACACAAUGUGUAUGUAAUUAUAUUAUGCACCCAUUAUGUAUAGAUUAUUUUAUUAAUUUAUAUAAUUAACAAAGGAAUUCGCCUUCUUAUUUUUUUACUGUAGAUAAUGGCGUAUCUAGUUCAUUUAUUUUGUAGUAUGUAUUGUAUUUGUUGGCCUUGAUGCUUUUGUUACUAAAAUAAUUAAACUUGUAUAUUGUUAUGUGAAAGUAUCAUUUCAUGCUAUAUUACAGAUUGGUACCAACAAAAAAUGUCAUUUAAUUUUCAGUCCUGUUCCUUUCUUUUGCGGUUCUUAUACAAGUCAGGGGAAGUUUAUGUUUUGUAUUUUGUAUGAAAAGAUAGGGGAAUUCAUUUUAGUAUAAAAAUAGUAAACUUUAGUCAAACAAUAAAACAAAUAUUUAUUGUAUAAGUAGUGUAAAAUUACUUACAAUAAUAUAACUUACAGUUACAAAUAGACCAAAGGCCAAACAAUAUAUUAUUCUUAUAUUAUGGAGGUUUGAAUGAGUCUAAAUACAGCUACAAAUUGUAGUUGUAUUGUUUACCAUGAAAUACCUAUAUCAUUAAAAUAGACAAUUGUUCUAAGAAAUGCAUGUUCUUGAUGAAGAGAGUCCCAAAACUUCAUUCUCUCAUAAAACGGAUUCCUGCCUUUUGUAAGUUCGGAUCCUAUGCUCAGAUAGUUUAAUUUAUCCUUAUUUUCAACGGGAUCCCAAGUUAUUUGUAAGAGAGGGUCAUCUUCAUUAGGAGUUGGAUUGCUGCAAAUAAAAAUGAAUUCUCAUUAUACAUUCAUUGUGUAUACAGGGAGUAUUUAUACAAUAUUAACUUUGUAUUAAACAGACUCAAAACCAAUAAAAUAUAGAUAUCCUUU
Spodoptera frugiperda (fall armyworm) is the source of this 2707-nucleotide messenger RNA. It is a transcript of the gene Kap-alpha1, whose product is annotated as importin subunit alpha-7. Bases 168 to 1730 code for a protein of 520 amino acids. Gene Ontology annotation, cellular component: nucleoplasm; nucleus; cytoplasm. Gene Ontology annotation, molecular function: nuclear import signal receptor activity; protein binding. The record is from RefSeq and is a predicted model, not a curated record. The transcript has 11 exons. Gene Ontology annotation, biological process: NLS-bearing protein import into nucleus. NCBI's taxonomy places the organism in Eukaryota, Metazoa, Arthropoda, Insecta, Lepidoptera, Noctuidae.